ACGUAAGCUGCUGACUAGCGAGCUAGCUGCCGACACAACUCCAGCUGAGAGGAACCGACGAGAGGAAAACAGAGCAGAUGAGGUCCAGGACUCACAAUAAAAUGUGUUGGAGCCGGGCCCUUCUCACCGGCUGGACUCUGCUACUGGUCCAGCUGCUGUGUUUAGAGGCUGUGCCCAUCAGUAUGGAUAAGACAAAAGUCAAAGAGCCAGAGAAAAAACCAGAGGAGCCUCCAGCUAGUGUGGACACUGGACUCCACUAUGACCGCUACCUCAGGGAAGUCAUUGAUUUUCUAGAGAAAGAUCAGCAUUUCAGAGAGAAGCUCCACAACACAGACAUGGAAGACAUCAAGCAAGGUAAGUUGGCCAAAGAGCUGGACUUUGUCAGCCAUCAUGUCAGAACAAAACUGGACGAGUUGAAGAGGCAGGAAGUGAACCGACUCCGAACGCUGAUAAAGGCCAAGCAAGAUCUUGAAGGAGGGAAUGACAUAGCAGUGGACCACCAGGCUCUGCUCAAACAGUUUGAGUACUUGAACCACAUGAACCCGCAUACAUUUGAAGUGGAUGACUUAGAUCGGCUCAUAAAAUCGGCCACUAAAGAUCUGGAGAACUACGACAAAGAGCGGCACGAAGAGUUUAAGAAGUAUGAAAUGAUGAAAGAGCACGACAGACGGGAGCAUCUAAAGACACUGGAUGAGGACGAAAGAAAGAAAGAGGAGGAGCACUAUGAGGAGAUGAGGAAGAAGCAUGCAGACCACCCUAAAGUCAACCACCCGGGAAGCCAGAAUCAGCUAAAGGAGGUGUGGGAGGAAGCUGAUGGCUUGGACCCUGAGGAUUUUGAUCCUAAGACCUUUUUCAACCUGCAUGAUACCAAUGGAGAUGGCUUUUUUGAUGAACAAGAACUGGAGGCAUUGUUUACCAAAGAGCUGGAGAAAAUCUAUGAUCCCACCAACGAAGAGGAUGAUAUGGUGGAGAUGGAGGAAGAGAGGCUACGUAUGAGAGAGCAUGUUAUGAAUGAGGUAGACUCUAACAAAGACAGGCUGGUCUCUUUAGAUGAGUUCCUGGUUGCUACUAAAAAAAAAGAAUUUUUGGAGCCAGAUAGUUGGGAGACCCUGGAGCAGAACCAGGCGUACACAGAUGAGGAGAUGAGGGAGUUUGAGGAGCAUCUUGCUCAGCAGGAACAGGACCUCAACGAGAAGGCUUUUGACCUCCAGAAACAGAGAGACGAACUGGAGAGACAGCAGGAGCAGCUUAAUGCACAGAAAAUAGAGCUGCAGCAGGCAGUUGAGCAUAUGGAACGGCUGAAAUCACAGAAAGCAGAAACUCCGCCGGAGGUUCACGUCGAAGGAAAUGCUAUUCCAGAGAUGCAUGAAAUCGACAACCAGUUGCAUCCUGAACAAGAGGCCCAAGCACAAGAACAUCAACCUGCACCCCAAGAUCCUCAAUAUAUACCUCAGGAACAUCAUCAACAACAACAACAACAACAACAACAACAGCAGCAGCAGCAGCAGCAGGACCUGGCACAGCACGGUCUCCCCCAGACACACCAGGACCUGCCACCAGGGCACCAAGAAGCCGCACAGGGCCAGCAUAACCUGCCAUAACAAUGCUCUCAAAACUUGAACCUCCACAACAGGACAUUUGCAGCACCUCCACUCCAGCGUGCAGAAGAGCAUUUCCUUCUGAAUAUUAGGCCUCUUUAACCAGCAUGACUUAGAGGUUUGAAGGACAUGAGGUGAAGGAGAGCAGCACAAAAGGAAUCUCUGCUGAACCCAGUGUUUGAUAACUGUAAUCCUUGGAUUACAUAAUGGAGUUACACUAGCAAAAUCACCAACCAAGGACAUCCUAAAAUGUUCAUACUUACAUUUUCAAAGAGUGUUUGAUUACAUUACAAAUGAGCAAGAAUGUUUGGUAAUACAAUUAUAUAUAUAAAAAAUAAUAAUAAUUGGUGAGCUUUCUUGACCUGCUGUUUUCAAAGCACAGAACCUCUUAUCAAUGACAAGCCACUGGUUCUACAGCCUGGUAGGUUUGAGCUAACAGCCUGUUGGAUAUGCUCAGUGCAGCUGUUGAUGGGGGAUAAGGUGUAAAAAGUAAUUUAAAUUUCAUCAUUUUGAGUUUGACUUGACUCUCAGAAUACUCCCAAACAUCUUAAAACAAGCAUGUAAUGGCUGCAACCAUGUACGCUCAUGCAUCCACACAUUGUCCUUUUUUGCCAAUUGGCAUGGACAGUUGAUCAGCUGUUCUCUGACUCAUGACAAAGCUUUGCACAAAAUCUUGGGCAAGUCUGUGAGUCCAUUUGGAAAUAAUCCAUCCCCACUGCCAGUCUCAUGUAAUCAUAAUCUACAAGCCUUCGAUCGAAUUUUUGUGGAAUACAUUUUAUUUUCACGACUUCCAGCUGCAGCUGUCCCCAAAUAUUACUACCUUUUAACCAGAGAAGCCAGACUGCUCAGUCUUUACACUUUUGUCAAGAUUUGCCAAUACUUUUGUUACUUUCUUACUCUUGAUUCUGGUUGGUUUCAUAACUUGUCAGUCGUUUACCUAUCUUCAAACAUUAUAAUUUCAUAUGUAUCAUUAAAGAUUUUUUGAGUUUUCUUAACUGAGGAAAAUGCUCUGCCCUAAAAGACGUCAGGUACAGGACUACAGGAACUGGCCAUUUUGGAGCCACACUGAAGCCGCUCUGCACUGACUUUGAUGUCAAAAUAAAUUAAGGUGCUAGGUUAUUUUAAAAAAAAAAAAAUUAGGUGUGACAUUUUUACGAUAUCAUGACAGCCGAAAGUCCUGAAGAUGCUUAAAUGGGAGCUUGAGGUUACUUUCAGUGCACUGGACUUCUGAAAUCAUAGAUUAGCUUUUAAACAGUUUAACAGGCAUUUUGAUUUUGGUCUACUUUUCAUACACAAAGUGUAUGCAACUUUCAUGAGUUGAUCAUUAUUGAUCGUGAUUUUUAAUUUGUUCUAUAUAACAGUUUUGUUAAGCUUGUUUUGUCGAUCACGGUCAGGGUCGUAAAUUAGCAUCAGUCACCAGCCAAAUGCUGGUAAAAUAUGCAAGUGGCUGCUAGAUUUGCUUCACUCGCCAGCCAAAAAAAAAACAAUGGUCAUCUAUUGAGUGGCUGGUAGAUUUCAUUUGUUCCACCAGCUAUAGGAAGGAAGGUAGACAAAAAAAACUUAAUUUCCAGCCCUGAUAAGGUUGCAGACUUUUGCUCCUAUGUUGGCAAGCAUGUUUCAUCAUAGUUUUCUUCAAAGUAUUUUAUUGAAGCAACUGCUGGAUUUGGUAAAUAUGUUCAGUUUAUUUCAAGGUUUUAUUGGAAAAAAUAGCAAAGCCCUAAGCUGAUAAGAGCUGAUAUCACCACUGUCUUUUUGUUGUCUGAUUAAUAUUGUCUGUUAAAGUCAAAGUGUUGUAUCAUGAAAACCUCUGAAUUUGCAUUGAUUUCACAUCAUUAUAUUUGGCACAUGACAGGUACUAUUUGGUAUUAAUUUGAAAAACAUGUCAUGGCAUAUUUUCCCCCACAAAUUACCUGUUUGGUGUAAUUGCUGUACUAUCCAGGUUGCUUUUUAUCCAUGUAAUGUCGUGUUUUUUUUCUAGCUGGCAAACUGGCCAUGGCAAACUGGUGUUUACUUAUUGCCACUUUUUAUUGAAAAAGGCUUAAUUUGCAUCCAGUGAGAUAACAGGUUUUGCCAUGUUGUGGUUUUACUUUAUACAAAAUCUAGAUAUCAAUACAAACUCUUCUUUGCAGUAUCAUUUUGUUUUCUGUGUGCCAAGUGUUUCUUUGAGACAAUACUGCAUCAUCUUUUGCACAAAAUGUAUAGAUUGUGUUUUCCCGAUCGCUUGCUGCUGGAUAAAAUACAGUAAUUUGACAAAAUUGUACACCUCAGUUCAAGAUAAUAAACAGUUAUGGUGAUCUUUCA
Messenger RNA from Plectropomus leopardus (leopard coralgrouper), 3899 nucleotides. It is a transcript of the gene nucb2a, whose product is annotated as nucleobindin 2a. The record is from RefSeq and is a predicted model, not a curated record. NCBI's taxonomy places the organism in Eukaryota, Metazoa, Chordata, Actinopteri, Perciformes, Serranidae. Gene Ontology annotation, cellular component: extracellular exosome; endoplasmic reticulum-Golgi intermediate compartment. Gene Ontology annotation, molecular function: calcium ion binding.